UCAGAAGAUAAACAUAGAGCUCUUUGUGAGCAUAAUCUUAUGCACUAACCAAGUUAUAAUCCCUAGAGGUCCGCUCCAAACUCUGUCAAUAUGCGGUCAAUAUACACUAAUCCAAUAAUUGAGUGUGGAGUGUGGACGUUACCGCCACGUCCCCGUUUGGCAGUAUAAAUUGGCGGGAAAAUCGUCUCAAAGCAUCAGUUGACAUCUGCCAACGGUUGAGUUACCAGCUCAGAAAUAAUAAAGAUAUUUAAGAUGGCCGGAAACAUGAUGAGGUUCACCGCCACCAUGCUCUUCGUUAUGGCAGUGCUCCUCUCCCUUGCUGUGAUCAGCGAGGCCAACUACAAGAACGCUCCCAUGAACGGUAUCAUGUUCGGAAAGAGGGGGCCAUCUGAUUAUGACCCUCGUGGCAAGACAUUCACGGCUCUCUGCGAGAUUGCUACCGAGGCCUGCCAGGCGUGGUUCCCUUCUCAAGAAAACAAGUGAAGAAACUUACGAAAUCACCCAAGAUGAUUAUUGACUAUACGGCAACCCAUAAUGGAACUCGGAUUUAUUUGUUAUAUGCUUGAAAAUAAAUUGCUUUCGUCUUAGUGAUUUAUAUUGGAAUAUUUAAAGGCUGGAUUAUAUUAUAUUUAACUGCAAUAAAAUGCUUCAGAUUAA
Manduca sexta (tobacco hornworm) is the source of this 657-nucleotide messenger RNA. It is a transcript of the gene IMFa, whose product is annotated as neuropeptide IMFamide. NCBI's taxonomy places the organism in Eukaryota, Metazoa, Arthropoda, Insecta, Lepidoptera, Sphingidae. The record is from RefSeq and is a predicted model, not a curated record. Bases 253 to 483 code for a protein of 76 amino acids. The transcript has 3 exons.